AGAGUGAUUGCGCUCUGCCCCCGCCUAAUAUAUAAACAUGCCCCGUCCCCUCCACGCGCCCGACGAGAUAGUUCUACUCGUCGUUUGCUCUUCAGUCUCUUAAACGUCUUCCGAAGCUUUCAAUCGUCUCUAAACGUCUUUGUCGCGUCUCAUUUAUCAUCUCAACUACUCGUCUUUAUUCAAAGCAUCUCAACCCACACAACCCAACACAAUGCCUCCCAAAGCCGCUGCCGCCGCUCCCAAGAAGUCUGGCCAUGCCAGCUAUCAGGACAUGAUCACUGAUGCCAUUGUCAACGUAUGUGAAUUCUGAAAGUUCCCCGUCCAUGUCGCGUCCACCGUCGCGCACUCAGUCUUCGGUCGCGGAUGAGGCUAUCGCCACGCGCCCGGCCGACCACUUUGCCUUGCUCAUUUUCUUUCAUUCAUUUUCACUCACUAACGUGCUUUCUUUGCAUUCAACAGCUCAAGGACCGAAAGGGCUCUAGCCGUCAAUCCUUGAAGAAGUAUGUCAAGGCCAACAACACUCUCAAUGUCACCGACAACAUGUUCGACUCUCUUUUCAAUAAGGCCUUGAAGGCUGGUGUCGAUAAGGGUGUCUUCGAACAGCCCAAGGGUCCUUCCGGUGGUACCAAGCUCGCCAAGAAGCAGCCUGAGACUAAGAAGCCCGCUGCUCCUAAGAAGCCUGCCGCCGAGAAGAAGGAAGCCGCCGAGAAGCCUGCUGCCAAGAAGCCUGCUGCUAAGAAGACCGCCGCCCCCAAGAAGGCUGCUACCGAGAAGAAGGCUGCUGCUCCCAAGAAGGCCGCCGCUGAGAAGAAGACCACCGAGAAGAAGGCUGAAAAGGCCGAGAAGGCUGAGAAGCCCGCUCCCGCCAAGAAGGCCGCCGCUCCCAAGAAGGCUGCUGCUACCAAGAAGGCCGACAAGGCUGAGAAGCCCGAGACCGCUCUUACAAAGACAAAGACAGGUCGCGUCACAAAGACCACCAAAGCAGCGCCUGCAAAGAAGGCUGCUGCACCUAAGAAGGCAGCACCCAAGAAGGCCGCUGCCAAGGCGUAAAUGACGCUGAGCAGUAUUGAACUUUAAUUAAUGACGACCACGGCGUUAAAGGAUCUGUUCACGGCAAGGGCACGGAAAGUACGGCUACUGGUAUUUUGAUGGUUUGGUUCGGAGCGCGGGAUUAUCGGCUGUUUGUUUACACGCGCACGCGAAGACUCGCGUCUGUAUGAUUCUACCCUCAGCCAUCUCAUUAUUUUGGAGGUGGUACACUAGAAGUGAGGGCCAUUUCUAUGCGAUUAUGUCCCUUGUAUUCUUAUCUUAUUCGACAUGACAAAGUUUUCUUACGGCGUGUCAGGGUUUGAAACAAUGCUGGAGAGGAUAGUCGGCGUGUUUUUGGAGAGGGCAAAAGUCUCGGUUGUGGGCGAGGAAGGGUUGCGAUUAUACCACUGUCGCUGUUUUGAGUUAUUCGAUUUGAACUACGCAAUGAACAUAUUUGAAAUCA
Fusarium redolens is the source of this 1492-nucleotide messenger RNA. RefSeq names its product linker histone H1 and H5 family-domain-containing protein. Gene Ontology annotation, biological process: nucleosome assembly. Gene Ontology annotation, molecular function: DNA binding; structural constituent of chromatin. Bases 364 to 1050 code for a protein of 228 amino acids. The record is from RefSeq and is a predicted model, not a curated record. Gene Ontology annotation, cellular component: nucleosome. The transcript has 4 exons. NCBI's taxonomy places the organism in Eukaryota, Fungi, Ascomycota, Sordariomycetes, Hypocreales, Nectriaceae.